Molecule: messenger RNA, 5418 nt
Organism: Jaculus jaculus (lesser Egyptian jerboa)
Lineage: Eukaryota; Metazoa; Chordata; Mammalia; Rodentia; Dipodidae
Gene: Nup188
Product: nucleoporin 188
Exons: 37
Coding region: 1-4989 (1662 amino acids)
Biological process (GO): protein import into nucleus; RNA export from nucleus
Cellular component (GO): nuclear pore inner ring
Molecular function (GO): structural constituent of nuclear pore
Source: RefSeq, a predicted model, not a curated record
AUGUUGGCGGUAGGUCGUGAGACGAGCUCUGGUUUGACGGACGGGAGGCGGUUGCGUCCAAACCGUCCCCUCCCGCGCGCGCGCGGCUGGGAGGGCACUUGUGCAGGAGUGGGCCGGCUGCUCUCCCCUGGCCGGGGCUGGGCCUCGCGUCUCCCCGCCCGGGGCCCCUCCUUUGCUCCCCCCUUGCUUGACUUCCCCACGGCGCCCCGCCGGUACUUCCUAGUCGUCUCGCUCGGUGAUCUGCAGGAUCUCCCGCCCCCGCCACCCCGACGCCGCCGCCGGGUCCUUCCCACUGAGCGCCAGGUGUCUCGCUGGUUUGUUCAGUGCCUCCGGGAGCAAUCCAUGCUGCUAGAAAUUAUUUUCCUUCAUUAUGCGUACUUUGAGAUGGCACCUAGUGACCUAUUGGUAUUAACGAAGAUGUUCAAAGAGCAAGGAUUUGGCAGCCGGCAGACUAAUCGGCAUCUGGUGGAUGAAACUAUGGAUCCUUUUAUAGAUAGGAUUGGGUACUUCAGUGCUCUUAUCCUGGUGGAAGGCAUGGAUAUCGAGUCCUUACAUAAGUGUGCCUUGGAUGAUAGGAGAGAACUGCACCAGUUUGCUCAGGAUGGGAUUAUUUGUCAGGAAAUGGACCAUUUGAUGUUGACCUUUGGAGACAUUCCACAUCAUGCCCCAGUACUUUUGGCCUGGGCUCUUCUCCGUCACACCCUAAACCCAGAAGAGACAAGCAGUGUGGUCAGGAAGAUAGGUGGCACAGCCAUCCAGCUGAAUGUGUUUCAGUACUUGACCCGACUGCUCCGGUCCCUUGCCAGUGGUGGAAAUGAUUGCACCACGAGCACCGCGUGCAUGUGUGUGUACGGGCUCCUCUCCUUCGUGCUGACCUCACUGGAGCUGCACACCCUCGGCAGUCAGCAGGAUGUCAUUGACACAGCAUGUGAAGUCCUGGCAGACCCUUCUCUUCCAGAACUGUUUUGGGGAACAGAGCCAACCUCUGGCCUUGGCAUCAUUCUGGACAGUGUUUGUGGGAUGUUUCCCCACCUCCUUUCCCCACUCUUGCAAUUGCUCCGAGCCCUUGUGUCAGGGAAGUCCACUGCCAAAAAGGUUUAUAGUUUCUUGGAUAAAAUGUCUUUCUACAAUGAACUUUAUAAGCACAAGCCCCAUGAUAUAAUCUCCCAUGAAGAUGGAACUCUUUGGCGGAGGCAAACACCCAAACUUCUGUACCCUCUGGGAGGUCAGACGAAUCUUCGCAUUCCUCAAGGCACUGUGGGCCAGGUCAUGCUUGAUGAUAGGGCUUACCUGGUACGCUGGGAAUACUCCUACAGCAGCUGGACCCUCUUUACCUGUGAGAUUGAAAUGCUGCUUCAUGUUGUUUCGACUGCAGAUGUGAUUCAGCACUGCCAACGGGUCAAACCUAUCAUAGAUCUGGUCCACAAGGUCAUUAGCACAGAUCUGUCUAUAGCAGAUUGUCUCCUGCCUAUCACAUCCCGCAUCUACAUGCUGCUGCAGCGGUUGACAACAGUCAUCUCCCCCCCUGUGGAUGUCAUUGCUUCUUGUGUUAAUUGUUUAACUGUCUUGGCUGCCCGGAAUCCAGCAAAGGUCUGGACUGAUCUUCGUCACACAGGAUUUUUACCAUUUGUGGCCCAUCCUGUGUCCAACAUGAGUCAGAUGAUUAGUGCGGAAGGGAUGAAUGCUGGAGGGUAUGGCAAUCUGCUAAUGAAUAGUGAACAGCCUCAGGGGGAGUAUGGGGUCACUGUUGCCUUUCUGCGCCUGAUUACCACCCUCGUCAAAGGGCAGCUUGGUAGCACCCAGAGCCAAGGCCUGGUGCCCUGUGUGAUGUUUGUGUUGAAGGAGAUGCUUCCUAGCUACCACAAGUGGCGUUAUAACUCUCACGGUGUGCGGGAACAGAUUGGUUGCUUGAUCCUGGAGCUGAUUCAUGCGAUACUCAACCUGUGCCAUGAGACAGACCUACACAACAGUCACACUCCCAGCCUGCAGUCUCUGUGCAUCUGCAGUCUGGCCUACACAGAAGCUGGACAGACUGUCAUCAAUAUCAUGGGCAUUGGUGUUGACACCAUUGACAUGGUGAUGGCCGCUCAGCCCCGAAGUGAUGGGACAGAGGGCCAAGGCCAGGGCCAGCUGCUGAUCAAGACUGUGAAAUUAGCCUUCUCUGUUACCAACAAUGUUAUUCGGCUCAAACCUCCUUCUCAAGUAGUGUCCCCGCUGGAACAGGCUCUCACACAACAUGGUGCCCAUGGGAACAACCUCAUUGCUGUCCUAGCCAAGUAUAUCUACCAUAAACACGACCCAGCUUUGCCCCGUCUUGCCAUUCAGUUGCUGAAACGAUUGGCUACGGUGGCCCCAAUGUCAGUGUAUGCUUGCCUGGGCAAUGAUGCAGCUGCCAUUCGUGAUGCCUUCCUAACCCGCCUUCACAGCAAGAUUGAGGACAUGCGCAUCAAAGUUAUGAUUCUGGAGUUCCUCACUGUUGCAGUAGAGACCCAGCCAGGCCUCAUUGAGCUGUUUUUGAAUCUGGAAGUGAAGGAUGGUAGUGAUGGCUCCAAGGAGUUCAGCCUUGGUGUGUGGAGCUGCCUCCAUGUGGUGCUAGAACUGAUUGAUUCCCAGCAGCAGGAUCGAUACUGGUGCCCACCUCUGUUGCAUCGUGCAGCCAUUGCCUUUCUGCAUGCUCUGUGGCAGGACCGCAGGGAUAGUGCCAUGCUGGUCCUCCGAACCAAACCCAAGUUUUGGGAGAAUUUAACCAGUCCGCUGUUUGGAACCCUUUCUCCGCCCUCAGAGACUUCUGAGCCCAGCAUCCUGGAAACCUGUGCUCUAAUCAUGAAGAUAAUUUGCUUGGAGAUACACUAUGUAGUUAAGGGUUCAUUAGACCGGUCAUUAAAAGAUACACUCAAGAGAUUUUCCAGCGAAAAACGCUUUGCCUACUGGUCAGGUUAUGUCAAGUCAUUGGCAGUUCACACGGCUGAAACAGAGGGCAACAACUGCACAUCUUUGUUAGAGUAUCAGAUGCUGAUCUCUGCCUGGAGGAUGCUUCUCAUCAUUGCUACCAGUCAUGCAGACAUCAUGCACUUGACUGACUCUGCAGUACGGCGCCAGCUCUUUCUUGAUGUGCUUGAUGGGACCAAAGCAUUACUCCUUGUUUCAUCAUCAGUGAAUUGCCUCCGCCUUGGCUCCAUGAUGUGUACUCUACUGCUGGUUCUUCUCCGUCAGUGGAAGAGAGAGUUGGGCACUGUGGACGAUAUCCUCGGACCCUUGACAGAGAUCUUGGAAGGGGUGCUGCAGGCAGACCAGCACCUCAUGGAAAAGGCCAAGGCCAAGGUGUUCUCAGCAUUCAUCAUGGUGUUGCAGAUGAAGGGGAUGCGAGUAAGUGAAAUCCCACAGUAUUCCCAGUUGGUGCUAAAUGUCUGUGAAACGCUACAAGAAGAGGUGAUCUCACUCUUUGACCAGACCCGUCACAGCCUGGCAUCAGGCAGUGCCACAGAGGACAAGGACAGCAUGGAGACUGACGACUGCCCUCGGCCCCGGCACAAGGACCAACGUGAUGGGGUAUGUGUCCUGGGCUUGCAUCUGGCCAAGGAGCUUUGUGAGGUCGAUGAGGAUGGAGACUCAUGGCUACAGGUGACCCGUAGGCUCCCCAUUCUGCCCACGCUUCUCACCACUCUGGAGGUGAGCCUUCGCAUGAAGCAGAACCUGCAUUUCACUGAGGCUGCGCUGCACCUGCUACUCACCCUGGCUCGCACCCAGCAGGGAGCUGCAGCAGUAGCUGGAGCUGGCAUCACCCAGAGCAUUUGCCUGCCCCUUCUGAGUGUGUACCAGCUCAGCAGCAAUGGCACAGGGCAGAUACCUACCACCUCUCGGAAGUCCCUGGAUGCACCUUCCUGGCCAGGGGUCUACCGCCUGUCCAUGUCCUUGAUGGAGCGGCUGCUCAAGACUCUGCGCUACAACUUCCUGACAGAGGCCCUGGACUUUGUGGGUGUCCACCAGGAACGAACCUUGCAGUGCCUCAACGCAGUGAGAACGGUGCAAAGUCUGGCGUGCCUAGAGGAGGCAGACCACACUGUGGGCUUCAUCCUGCAGCUUUCCCACUUCAGGAAGGAAUGGCACUUCCACCUGCCUCAGCUCAUGCGUGACAUCCAGGUGAACUUGGGUUACUUGUGCCAGGCCUGCACCUCCCUACUGCACAGCCGGAAGAUGCUGCAGCACUACCUGCAGAACAAAAAUGGGGAUGGCCUCCCUUCAGCUGUUGCCCCCCGAGUUCAGCGGCCACCCACCGCCACCGCCAGCGCCUCCACCACUGCCACGGCUCCUGCUGCCCCCUCUAGCGGCUCCUCCAAGCAGCUCACUACUGACACUGAGGCUUCAGAACAGCGAGCCUUGCACACAGUCCAGUAUGGUCUUCUCAAGAUUCUCAGCAGGACCCUGGCAGCUUUGCGCCACUUCACCCCAGAUGUCUGCCAGAUCUUGCUGGAUCAGUCCCUGGAUCUUGCGGAAUACAACUUCCUGUUUGCUCUAAGCUUCACCACUCCCACCUUUGACUCUGAAGUGGCCCCCUCCUUUGGUACCCUCUUGGCCACAGUGAAUGUGGCCCUCAACAUGCUUGGAGAGCUGGACAAGAAAAAGGAGCCCCUCACACAGGCUGUGGGGCUCAGCACACAAGCAGAAGGGACCAGAACAUUAAAGUCCCUCCUGAUGUUCACCAUGGAAAACUGCUUCUACCUGCUCAUCUCCCAGGCAAUGCGGUACCUGCGGGACCCAGCUGUGCAUCCCCGGGACAAACAGCGGAUGAAGCAGGAGCUGAGCUCAGAGUUGAGCACGCUGCUUUCCAGCCUCUCACGCUACUUCCGAAGGGGCGCCCCCAGCUCCCCUGCUGCCGGUGUCCUACCCUCACCCCAGGGCAAGGCGACCUCUGUCUCCAAAGCCAGCCCUGAGAGUCAAGAGCCUCUGAUACAGCUGGUGCAAGCCUUCGUCCGGCAUGUGCAGAGAUAGGGCAGUGAUGUGCUGCCUGCCUGCAGACCAUGAAGCCAGACCUGGGUAGAGGGUACUGCCUCUACAGCACCAGUUGCCGAGAACAGCGCUCUUCACCUCUCCCCAGUAGUCCGGACUCCAACCACCCACCUGCUGACAUCAUUUUUGUAACAAGAGGUCAAAGCAGGAAUGGGGAGCCUGAGGUCUGGGUCAGAGUCCAGGCCGUCAGGUCACAACACCCCUGAGGUGGCUCCUUCAAGCAUUCCCAUGGUGUGUGACCAGAGAGCCACUGGAUGCCAACUGCACAGGAGAGGCUAUGUGCAGUGUGAGGAUUUUCCAUAAUCUAUUCUUGAAGGGUUUUAAAGGGUUUUGUUUUUUUUUUUGGUUUGUUUUUGUUUUGGUAAUACUGUGGUCUAUUUAUACAAACAUUAAAGUGCUGUUUAUAGACAA